CUGCGGGCGUGUAGACCGGUGUAAACUUCUAGCAGUUUCCAUUGAUACGAGUUAAUUUAAAGGUAUCGCAAUGAAAGCGCCCACGCCGGUUGCAUCUUCGACGGGCGGUACUGGCGACAGGGCCACUUAUAAGGACAAGGACAAGCCGGCGCAAGUUCGCCAGAGCAACAUCACCGCUGCCAAAGCUGUUGCCGAUGCCAUACGCACCAGUCUUGGACCGCGGGGCAUGGACAAAAUGAUUCAGGCAGCCAACGGGGACGUCACCAUCACGAACGACGGUGCCACCAUCCUGAAGCAGAUGCAGGUGCUUCACCCAGCUGCCAAAAUGCUGGUGGAGCUCUCCAAAGCACAAGAUGUGGAGGCUGGUGACGGCACCACCACAGUCGUGGUCAUUGCGGGCAGUCUGCUAGAUGCUGCAGCCAAGCUGCUUCUCAAGGGCAUCCACCCCACCACCAUCUCUGAGUCGUUCCAGUCAGCAGCGGCCAUGGCUGUAGAGGUGCUGACAGACAUGUCGCACCCUUUGGACCUGGCUGACCGGGAGUCGCUGCUGAAGAGUGCCACCACAGCUCUCAACUCCAAGGUUGUGUCGCAGCAUGCCUCCCAGCUGGCACCCAUAGCUGUGGACGCGGUACUCAGGGUGGUGGACCCGGCAAAGGACACCAACGUGGACCUGCGCGACAUCAAGGUCAUCCGCAUGCUCGGUGGCACAGUGGAGGACACAGAACUGGUGGACGGUCUGGUCUUCACUCAGAAGGUGGCUGGCAGCGGGGGCCCUCAUCGUGUGGAGAAGGCCAAGAUUGGCCUGAUCCAGUUCUGUAUUUCCCCACCAAAGACCGACGUAAGUGCAUUGCCUAGCACUUUCGUGUAAAGUGCCUAAAUAGUGGAAAUGUUGCCACGAGCGCGGAA
Rhipicephalus sanguineus (brown dog tick) is the source of this 906-nucleotide messenger RNA. It is a transcript of the gene CCT4, whose product is annotated as T-complex protein 1 subunit delta. Gene Ontology annotation, molecular function: ATP-dependent protein folding chaperone; ATP binding; ATP hydrolysis activity. The coding region runs from base 71 to 868 and encodes 265 amino acids. Gene Ontology annotation, cellular component: chaperonin-containing T-complex. The transcript is spliced from 6 exons. Gene Ontology annotation, biological process: protein folding. The record is from RefSeq and is a predicted model, not a curated record. NCBI's taxonomy places the organism in Eukaryota, Metazoa, Arthropoda, Arachnida, Ixodida, Ixodidae.